ACAAAAUUUGCAAAUUUCAAGAAACUCCGAAGCAUGGAUGCAAAUGGACCAAUUGUGAAGCACAACGUCCCGCAAACGCCACAAACACCGACUCCUCAUAAGAAGAAACAUGCCAAACAUCACGGGGGGAAGCACCACAGAAAGUCGCGUUCCGGAAAGAAGAAGACCGGAUUCUUGUGCUGUCGUGGCAAAAAACGUAGAAAGUCAAGGAAAGGACAUGGUAAAUCUAAAUCCACGGCUCAUAAGCAGCCACGUUCGAAGGUCGUGAAGCCAUUGCCACCAGUCGUUAAUGAGCAACUUGGCGAUGUAGUUCUCGUGAAGAAUCUAGAAAGAAGUAAGUCAUUCCCAAUCCAACAACUUCCUGGAGCUCCACAGUCUCCGAACAAAGUGACACCUUCGAAGGCUUCCAAGGAGACAGAUAAGGAUGAUAAGCUACAAAAGAGCAAGUCAAAGACCAAGUUAGAUGAAAAGUCGGAUAAUAAUAAGGACAUUAAAGAUGAGAAAAAAGAUGAUAAGAAAGAGGGAAAGAAGGAAGAAAAGAAGGAUGAGAAAAAAGAUGAUGAUGGAAAUACAGAAGAGAAGAAGCAAAAAUGGUUAGGAUUGGCAAAGCGAUUCGUGGAUGAGGAUGCCAACAUUGCAGCUAAUGAUUUUGAACAAGUUGUCAGCUACAUCCCACCUAGCGUCACCAAACAUCAGUUCGUGAAAAACAUGCACAAAAAUCGAUUUGCCGACGUUAUUUGCCUUGAUCAUUCGAAAGUUCACUUGUCAGAUUCAUCGUAUAUCCAUGCGAGUUAUUUAGAACUUGACACUCAGAAACGGGCAAUUCUAACUCAACUGCCAUUGCCGCACACAUCUGCAGACUUCUGGCAAAUGAUUAUAGAGCAACGUGUCAAGUGUGUGCUCCUUUUGCUCACCGACUCUGAAUAUGAUAGUUUGGGAGGGGAUUUCGUGUUUCCGAGGAAUCAAGAUUUUCUAAAUUUCGAAGAACGUUCAAUCAGAGUUGGAGAGUUCAAACGUGUUGAGAUUAUGGAUGGAUGGGUUCUGAAAGUUGUUAGUGUUAGUAAUGGAGACUACAAGUCAUUCCUUCACAUCCACCACUACAAUGCAUGGCCUCACAACAAUAUACCCGGAAAUGGAUCUCCAAAGUUUGUGAAACAGAUUUGGCAGCUUCAAUCAGUUCUUCGCAAGUACUCUCCAUCAACUCCAACUGUAUACAUGAGUCUGUCUGGAUGUGGAAGAGCUGGCACAUUUGCCUUGUUCGAGACCGCCCAUCUUUCUCUUCACAGUGAGCAGGCUACAUUGGAUCUGGUUAAGUGCUUGGAGAUGGUUCGCAAUGGACGCAUACAUGCUUGUCAGAAUCUGACUCAGUUUUCUUUUGUCUACACACUUUUGGCUGAGCAUAUACUGGAUAAUGGGUUUUGCAAAUUGGCCAUUCCGAAAAAGCCAAAUGACGAAAAGGAUAAAGAGAAAGAUAAGGAAAAUGAAGAUGAGAUUAACGUUCAGAUGAUCCUCCGUCAACUUGUGAUCAAUAAAUGCUGAUUAUAACUCUGCAACUAUUUUCUGGUAUCAUGAAGCAUUGUAUUUCUCCGAUUUUUAUUUCUUCAUAGAUAUUAAUGCCCCUGGUUUUCAUCAAUAAAAUUUUGUAUUU
This is a messenger RNA of Caenorhabditis elegans, 1648 nucleotides long. It is a transcript of the gene F38H4.4, whose product is annotated as Tyrosine-protein phosphatase domain-containing protein. The transcript has 8 exons. The coding region runs from base 34 to 1539 and encodes 501 amino acids. The record is from RefSeq and is marked reviewed. NCBI's taxonomy places the organism in Eukaryota, Metazoa, Nematoda, Chromadorea, Rhabditida, Rhabditidae. Gene Ontology annotation, molecular function: protein tyrosine phosphatase activity.